ACAGCAAGCGUUGUCGAUCACUGCGCUCUAACCAGUAGUGAGGAGAGCUUCAAAGACACGCUCAUUCAAAAACAUGAACUCAUUCACAGUCUUCGGUCCGGUUCUGUUGAUGUGGUCUUGCUACUUUAAGACAAGUUGGUCCAAUGUGACUGCUGAUUAUGACAGUUAUUCCAUCUCCAACUUCGACUCCACCCCCAACUUUGAUUAUGGAAGCUAUGUUAGUCUGUGUGAGAAAGAUGCCAACCGAAACUUCCGCUCCUGGUUCCAACCUGCAGUUUAUAGCAUUAUCUGCUUCCUGGCUCUCUUGGGAAACUUCCUGGUCAUCCUCACCUACCAUUAUUUCAAGCGGCUUAAGACGAUGACUGACAUCUUUCUGCUGAACCUGGCCGUGGCUGACCUGCUCUUUGCUCUCUCUCUGCCCUUUUGGGCAGCCAGCAUCAUGUCCAAAUGGCCUCUUGGCCAGUUUCCAUGCAAGGCCAUGCACGCCAUCUACAAGAUCAGCUUCUUCAGCGGGAUGUUCCUCCUGACCUGCAUCAGUGUGGACAGGUACUUUUCCAUCACCAAAGCUGUGUCUGCCCACCGCUGUCGCUCCAGCGCCAUGCAAUAUGGACAGGUAUCUUCAAUGGUCACUUGGGUGAUGGCUGUGGUCUUUUCACUGCCCGAGAUCAUCUACUCCGGCGUCAAUGUCAAUAGCACCUGUGUGGCAUUCAUGAAAGGGCAUGAAGAUCUAAGGACCUCCAUGCAAGUCAGCCAGAUGGUCCUUGGUUUUGUGCUGCCAGCACUGGUCAUGGGCUUCUGUUAUAGCUGUAUCAUCAAGACCCUCAUGCAAGCCAGGAACUUUGAAAAGAACAAAGCCCUGAAGGUCAUCUUCGCUGUGGUGGCUGUCUUUAUUGUUAGCCAGUUGCCAUAUAACGUGGUGAUGGGCCUGACCACACAAAACAGUACCACCUGUGAAUACGACAACCACCUCCUUUAUGCCAUGGACUUGACCCGGGGCAUCGCCUUCCUGCGCUGCUGUGUCAACCCCUUCUUGUACGCCUUCAUUGGAGUGAAGUUUCGCAAUGACCUCCUGAAGCUGAUGAAGGAUAUGGGAUGUAUCAGCCAGAGGCAUGUCAUAUAUUCCUGUGGCAAACGCAAGUCCUCAGCUGGAUUCGAGACCGAAACUACCACCUCGUUCUCCCCCUGAACCUGUAUUAUGUAUUCCUGACAACAAUCUCAUAUUGCAAAGCUUUGCUCUUUUAUAUUUGCUUGAAUGCAAUGUUACCCCCCUUCUGGGUUGAUGGGGUGCUGCAGCCCAUCCCAGCGGUCAAUGGGCAGAAGGCCGGACACACCCUGGACAGAGUGGCCACAACUACAUAAUUCACAAAUUAUUUUAUAUUAGUUACUGAAUUAGUUUUAGUAUUAAUAACUGACUAAUAAACCUGGGACUCACUCUUUAACUCUUUAAACGCCAGGCUUGUUAUUCAUUUAUUAUUUAUUAAAGAAAUUAUUUUGGAUUGUAACUGAUUGAAUGUAGUAUCUAUGUACAGAUUAGAGUAGAUUGGGUUUAAGAUCAGGAUUAGGGUUAGGUUUAGGCCUAUAUUAGGAAAAUAAAAGUAAGUAUUUACAUUUAAUAGAUGUUUUCUUGAAAGUGAAACAAAUGUUUCUGCCAAGCAUCCACAGUGGGCUGUCCAAAUAAAGCGUUACUGUUAUUUGAUGACCACUGCACUGUGAAACUGUUGUAUUGGGUUCAUGGUUAAUAAAAUGAGGAACUGAAAUCUGUACUUGUUGAUGAAUCUGUUAGGAGGUAUAUAGGACAUGGUUAGAAUUUUUUUCCCCCAAGUGAUUUCAUUGUGAUUGUCUUGUUCCAUAUAGCUUUAUCAUGUAUACAAAGAUUUUCUGAGUGUUUCUAAUAUAGAAGAAGACUUCAGCUGCUGAACUCUGUAAUGUUUAUUGAUUUACUAUUUCUAAAAUGUACAUUCUCUGGAGUUCAGAACUCCCUUUAAGUCAAAUCUAGCAUAUGAGAUAAAUAACCUGAGUAACGUCUUCAUCGAAGUGAAAGGUCACAGAAACCUGCUGAUGAUAGUCCUGCUGCACCUUAUUCAGAAGGAUUGCUUUGUUAAAGGCUGCUUCUGUUCAAGCAGUUCCAAUGUGAUCUGUCUUAUGUUGCAUUCUAUAUUGCUUCAUCAAUUAUAAAAGUGCUUUUCAGGAUGUGUCUGGCAAGUUGGAGACAACAUCUAAAAUGUUAUUGACAUUGAAUAAAGUUUAGUGUAUGAAAUGAAA
Molecule: messenger RNA, 2262 nt
Organism: Pygocentrus nattereri (red-bellied piranha)
Lineage: Eukaryota; Metazoa; Chordata; Actinopteri; Characiformes; Serrasalmidae
Gene: ccr7
Product: chemokine (C-C motif) receptor 7
Exons: 3
Coding region: 74-1186 (370 amino acids)
Biological process (GO): immune response; chemotaxis; G protein-coupled receptor signaling pathway
Cellular component (GO): membrane
Molecular function (GO): chemokine (C-C motif) ligand 19 binding; C-C motif chemokine 19 receptor activity; chemokine (C-C motif) ligand 21 binding
Source: RefSeq, a predicted model, not a curated record